Penicillium canariense is the source of this 483-nucleotide messenger RNA. RefSeq lists its product as uncharacterized. Bases 1 to 483 code for a protein of 160 amino acids. Lineage: Eukaryota; Fungi; Ascomycota; Eurotiomycetes; Eurotiales; Aspergillaceae. The transcript has a single exon. The record is from RefSeq and is a predicted model, not a curated record.
AUGGAUACUACCUUGCGAUCAGCCCAUCCUCCCCAGACCCCCGCUCAGCCCUCCACCUUCUCUUCCUCCACCUCGAAUCUGGGCACUUCCACCAACCUCACUGGCACGCUAGAUCAACCGCUAAAUCCUUUCAACCUCUCCAAAAAGCCAGUCAACCAAGCCUUUGCGACACCCCUACAACCAGCCUCAGCCUAUACUGCGCAGUCCACCAUGCCCCAGACACAACCCCUGGCACAAAGUCUGAGCGAUCCAGCUCACAUGUCUGGGUUAAUAGUCGCUCCUCAGGGCGCGCAUGAGUCCGUACCACGAUCGGAGGUACCACCCGCAAACCAGCCUGCCGCCGACUACCCCCAUCAAGUGACUGGUCUCGGGGGACCCACCGCCACAGCGCCCUUCCUCCAGGACUUCAAUCUUGUCGCUGAAGCAGCCAAGCGGGCCCAAAUGUCAAUCGUCAUGCGCGAUCUCGAAAGCGUGACGCUAUAA